This is a messenger RNA of Alternaria hordeiaustralica, 264 nucleotides long. RefSeq lists its product as uncharacterized. Lineage: Eukaryota; Fungi; Ascomycota; Dothideomycetes; Pleosporales; Pleosporaceae. The record is from RefSeq and is a predicted model, not a curated record. The transcript has 2 exons. Bases 1 to 264 code for a protein of 87 amino acids.
AUGACCCACCGCGCUCGAGUGGAAAACUUGGCUGAGAAGAACAUGUCCAUAGAACUCAUCGAAGAGGUUCAAAACGGUGAGGACUCGUUCAAGGUUGUUGUCAAAUACACCGAAACAGGCAAGAAUGAUAGAAUCGUAAUAGAAGGGCCAUCUUGUUCUGAUCCAUUGGAAGCGCUCAAAAAGGGUGGCGAGAAAGCAGGGGCUGAAAUGGACGUAGAAAUGCGGAACUACUUAGACAAUAUGGAUAUGAGCGGGUGGGAUUAA